This is a messenger RNA of Micromonas commoda, 802 nucleotides long. RefSeq lists its product with no specific name. NCBI's taxonomy places the organism in Eukaryota, Viridiplantae, Chlorophyta, Mamiellophyceae, Mamiellales, Mamiellaceae. The coding region runs from base 38 to 769 and encodes 243 amino acids. Gene Ontology annotation, cellular component: membrane. The record is from RefSeq and is a predicted model, not a curated record. The transcript has a single exon.
GCGCACGUCCACGAGAGUCGAUCCCUUCACACCAAUCAUGGCCAUCAAAUCCUCCGCGAAGAUGACCAUCGAUCCGAUGAGCGUCAAGUACGCCAACGAGAUGUCGCAGUGGACCGUCUUCUGGGGUCUCAUGUUCGUCGUCUGCAGAUUCGCGCUGUUCAAGAAGUACAGCGCCGACUUCAGCAACCGCGUCGUGUCCAUCGUCCACGCGGUCGUCGCGAUCUACUACAGCUACGUCACGUUCGAGAACGGGUGGGAUGGGAUGUUCGAUAACAUCGGCGGCGCCAACACGGAGGCUCAGACCCUGUGCAUGGCCAUCUCUCUGUCGUACUUCACGUACGACCUCAUCUACUGCGCCCUCGGGGGGGAUUUCAUGAGCGUGGUGCACCACAUGUUCACCAUGGGAGGGCUCGCGUCCGGUGUGCUCAACGGCAGGUCCGGCGCCGAGCUCGUGGCGUGCCUCUUCCUCAUGGAGGUCUCCAACCCCUCCCUGCACCUCAGGACCGUGUUCAUCGAGAUGGGUCUGAAGACGUCGAUGCUCGCAUCAAUCAACUCGCUCGUGUUUGCGCUGAUGUUCUUGGUGUGCAGGCUGGUCAUCGGGCCCCCGCUGGUGUGGAAGACGCUGGCGUCACCGGACAACGAUUACAUCGUCAAGGCGGGAGGGUUCGGGAUCCUAGCUGUGAGCGUGUUCUGGGGCAUGUCCAUCAUCAGGAUCAUCGUCAAGGAGGUGAAGAAGCUGAUGGGCGGUGGGAAGGCGAAGCAGGCAUAGCAGGCGUUUCUCGUUUCAUUUUAUUCCUCACGC